Messenger RNA from Vigna radiata var. radiata (mung bean), 2001 nucleotides. Its product is annotated as heavy metal-associated isoprenylated plant protein 32. Lineage: Eukaryota; Viridiplantae; Streptophyta; Magnoliopsida; Fabales; Fabaceae. Gene Ontology annotation, molecular function: metal ion binding. The record is from RefSeq and is a predicted model, not a curated record. The transcript is spliced from 3 exons. The coding region runs from base 348 to 1865 and encodes 505 amino acids.
GAGGCUCCUCCUCUCCUUAGCUAUAUUUCAUACACCAAAAUAUCAAUAAAUAAAGGCAUCGACAAAGAUCAAAGGCUUGGAGGCACCAUUCUCUCUGUGCUCUUCUGAUCUCUCAUUUUCCUCUCUUCUGCUUUGCUUCUCCCUCUUUUUUCCCAAUGACUAUUCCUCACUCUCUCUCUUUCAAACUCUGACCCAACAAAACCAUUUCUUUUCUGUCAUUUCCUCUAUGUUUGCUUCCCAAACACAGAACCUCUGUUACCCCUUCUGUCAUUUCCUGCUCAGAUCUAUCACCUCCCUUUUCGGCCGUUUUGCAAGUUACAAUCUUUUUCUUCCUUGGGCUCUGAGACAUGAGUAAAGAGGAAUUCUUGAAGAUACAGAAAUGUGUUCUUAGAGUGAACAUACACUGUGAUGGAUGCAAACAGAAAGUGAAGAAAAUCUUGCAGAAAAUUGACGGUGUGUUCACCACACAGAUCGAUGCUGAGCAAGGGAAGGUGACGGUUUCAGGCAAUGUGGACCCCAAUCUUCUCAUCAAGAAGCUUGCAAAAUCGGGGAAACAUGCAGAACUCUGGGGUGCUGCACCUAAACCCAGCAACAAUCACAAUAAUAACCAGAACCACCCUGUCAAUGCCAACCAGGUCAAGAACAUGCAAAUUGAACACCUCAAAGGUAUGGGAAACCACAACCAGAACAACAAAGGUCAACAUCCUAAGGGUGGUGGUGGAAAUAACCAACCCAAAGGUGGUGGUGGUGGUGGUGGUCAACAACAAGGACCAAAUCCUCAACAGCAACUGCAGCUCCAGCAGCAGCAGCAGCUCCAACAGCAGCAGCUCCAGCAGCUCCAGCAGCAGCAGCGGCUCCAGCAACAGCUACAACAACUUCAACAGAUGAAAGGAUUUCAAGAUCUGAACAUCCCUCAAUUCAAGGACCUCAAGCUUCCCCCACACAACUCCAACCCAAAAGCUGUUAAGUUUGAUAUUCCAGAGGAUGACGAAGACUUCACCGAUGAUGAAUUGGAUGAUUUUGACGAUGAUGACGAAUUUGACGAGGAGUUUGAUGAUGACGACGAAGAUGAUGUUAUGGAUGAUCUUCCACACAACAAAAUGAAAUUACCACCAACGAUGAUGAAUGUUCCCAAGGCUGCCAAUAAUGUUGCUGGAAAGAAAGGUGCAGGACCGGUUCCUUUUCAAGUACAAGGGGGAGGACAAAAAGGUGGUGGCGGAGUCAGCAUCGGUGGUGGCCACCAGGGUGGAGGUAACAAAAGUGGCAACAAUGGCGGUAAGAAUGGAGGUGGUGCAUUUGAGGGUAAAAGCGGUGGUGGAGGGAACAAGAAUAACAAUGGAGGAGGAGGAGGAGGAGGAGGUAACUUUAACAAUAACAUGAACAUGAAUGGGGGUAAGAAAGGUAAUCCAAUGGGUGCAGGUGGUGUUCAACCACCAAUGAACGCUGGAUUCCGAAACAUGGGUGGUGGUGGUGGCCCCCAUGGUAUGUCCGGGCCAAAUGUAGGUCCCAUGAACAUGUCAAUGCCGAACAUCCCGGCCGUGCAGGGACUUCCAGCGGCCUCCUUCAGUGGCGGUGGAUACUUUCAAGGCGGCGGCGGUGGUCCGAAUGGUAUGGCUGGAAACCCUUUCCAGCAGCAGCAGCAGCAACUUUUACAGCAGCAGCAUCAACAGUUACAACAACAACAGUUGCAGCAACAACAACAACAUAUGGGUGCAAUGAUGGGAAACGAGAGAUUCCAGCCAAUGAUGUACGCCAGACCUCCGCCGGCGGUGAAUUACAUGUACCCUCCUUACCCCUAUCCUCCUCCAGAUCCUUACACCCACUUUUUCAGCGAUGAAAACACCUCUAGUUGCAACGUAAUGUGAAUCUAUCACAGAUCCCAUCUCAUGCCGUUUCUGCAUAUCUGCUUCCCUAGUUUCUCAUUUCAGAUCUAUUAUAUUAUUAUACAACAAUGCAAUCACUUUCAUAAUUGUAGUAUCUUAUUUUUCUAUUUUUCUUUCA